This is a messenger RNA of Sarcophilus harrisii (Tasmanian devil), 5214 nucleotides long. It is a transcript of the gene RAB23, whose product is annotated as RAB23, member RAS oncogene family. Bases 552 to 1265 code for a protein of 237 amino acids. NCBI's taxonomy places the organism in Eukaryota, Metazoa, Chordata, Mammalia, Dasyuromorphia, Dasyuridae. Gene Ontology annotation, molecular function: GTP binding; GTPase activity. The transcript is spliced from 10 exons. The record is from RefSeq and is a predicted model, not a curated record.
CGGGCAGGUUUGCUGAUGGCGAGGAGUCGGUUCUCCCGCUCCCGCUGCCGCAGCUGGAGUAGCCCCUGAACAUCCCUGUUUACGUUCUCGAGGGCUACAUAGAAUUGGAAACCCCAGAUUCAACCCAGGUCCUGCAAACAGUCAUCAAAAUUGCAGUUAAAGAUGGAGUAUUUUUUGAAGAACAGCAAGGAGAACAAGGUUACUGGAUCAUAGUGUAUAAAGGGGAGUAAAGGAUAAGAAGAUGAAAAGAAGAUCAUUUUGACAGCUGAAUAGAAGUUGGACUGAAGUGAGAAGAAACUUGAGGCAAGGAGAUCAAACCAACAGGAUUGCAGCAGUGAUAUUUCAGUUCAAUUCAACAGACAUUUAUUAACUGCCAACUAUUUGCAAAGCACUGUACUAGGUGCUGGGGAGACAAAGACAAACAAUGAAACUGUCCCUGUCCUCAAGGAACCUUCAUUCUACUGGGGGGAUACAACGUAUACACAAAUUUGAGAGAAAAAAUCUAGGUAUCUGAAAUUAGUGUUGAUACCAAAAUAUAUCUUCAACUCAGAAUGUUGGAAGAGGAUGUGGAAGUGGCCAUCAAGGUGGUAGUUGUUGGGAAUGGAGCUGUUGGGAAAUCAAGUAUGAUUCAGCGAUAUUGCAAAGGCAUUUUUACAAAAGACUACAAGAAAACAAUUGGAGUUGAUUUUUUGGAGAGACAAAUCCAAGUUAAUGAUGAAGAUGUCAGGCUAAUGUUAUGGGAUACAGCAGGUCAAGAAGAGUUUGAUGCAAUAACAAAGGCUUACUAUCGAGGAGCCCAAGCUUGUGUACUUGUGUUUUCUACUAUAGACAGGGAAUCUUUUGAAGCAAUUUCCAGUUGGAGAGAAAAAGUAGUAACUGAAGUUGGAGAUAUACCAACAGUACUUGUACAAAACAAGAUUGACCUCUUGGAUGAUUCUUGUAUAAAGAAUGAAGAAGCUGAGGCAUUGGCAAAAAAAUUAAAGUUAAGAUUCUACAGAGCUUCAGUGAAAGAGGACUUAAAUGUAACUGAAGUUUUUAAAUAUUUAGCAGAAAAAUAUCUUCAGAAACUCAAACAACAAAUAGCUGAAGAUCCAGAAUUAAUGCAUACAAGUAGUAAUAAAAUUGGUGUCUUUAAUACAGUUGGUGGAAGUCACCCUGGCCAGAAUUCUAGCACACUUAAUGGUGGAGAUGUCAUCAAUCUCAGACCUAACAAACAGAGAACCAAGAAAAACAGAAGCCCUUUUAGCAGCUGCAGUAUACCUUAAAGCCAUUUACAAGGGAGGGGGAAGAAAGGCAGAAAUUGAAUUAAGCUGUGCAAUUAAGCACCCAGCUGUAAUGGUAUGUUAAUGUGUUUUCUAGCAGACUUUGCACCUACAGGAUCUCUGAUGGAUGGUGAACUUAAAUAUUGCUGUGGCUGUGUUCUUUAAUGUGUACAGAGAGACCUCUGGUGGCAAAAUUGGAAUCAUUGCUACCCUCUGUACACUGAUUUUAAUUUAUAUAUCUCUCUAUAUAUCUAUAUCUAUACAGAUACACACACAAACACAAACACACAUACACAAACAUAAUUAGACGAUGCUUCUCCUGUUUUGAAGGAACAUUUUAAAAAACAUGAAAAACAGGUUUUGCUGAAUUUUAAAGAAUAUUAAAAACACAAACAACAGAUCUUCAUAUUAACUAUGGACCAAAUGAAACGGCAUUCUUUUAAUGGAAUUUAUCAGUCAGCCUUUAAGGAAAAGUAUAAUUCUGAGAGGUAAAUUGUAAAUCUUGCCUAGACAGCAUUAAUGUAUUGGCAACUUUACUUGUGCAAUAUCUGUAUAAUAUGUGAAUAUUAUCAGAGGUAUGCAUGUAGAUAUCUGGUACUAAAGUUAAGCCGAAUGUAAGUACAGUAUUUCACCAAGGACACUUAAGUUUCUGACCAACAUGCAUAAAAGGCUACUACUGCUACAUACAUAUACAUACCCACUUAUUUAAACUGUGCAUUUCAAAUGAGAAAUUCCAAGCCUAUACUUUGCAAGAUGAAAUUGCUUCUUCCUGUACCCAGGUACAGGUUUAAAAGUUUAAAAAAUUCAUUGUGCCAAAAAAAAAAAGAUAUAUAUAUUUUCUUGAUGGGAAAGCUUCAACUGUCUUACUUUUUCUUGAUUGAUGUCUUCUAAAAACAAUUUUCCAGGUUAAAAAGCUCAAUAAAAAGAGGAACAUAUAUUUACUUCACUAAUACUAAGCUUAUUUCAGGCUAAUAGUGUAGCUUUUAAAAACAUGUAAUAACUAAAUUUUUUACAUGGUCAUCUUUAAAAAUGAUACACUUAUAUCAUCAAAUGUUGGGAGUGUUAAGAUUCUUGCAUAGCUGCAGUUAUCCAUAAGAUUCUGUGAAGUGAUAGGCUAUAUGUAACAUAUUUAAUUGCUGAGCACCAUGUUGAAAACUUAAAAUUUAUGAGUAUAAUUUAAUAAGCAGCAGCUUAAAAAAUUUUAAUUCCACAAAAGUUGUCCUUUUUUUUUUUUAACAGAUUAUUUUUUAAUGGCCAGCAUAUCAGAAACAUCUCUUUAUUUAUAUAAUUUGUAAGAUGUUUUAAGCUUAUCCCUUAAGAAUUUCUAUAAUCUCAAAUUUAUAGAAUACCUUUCUUCUGGAAAAUUCCAUUGGGAGAAAAUGCAAAAAUAAUUUUUUAAAGAAAUAUUUUAAUACUGUAAACAGUAAGUGCCAGAGUAUAAAAAUUGUGAGUAGAGACUAUUUACUUAGGCAAUGUAUAUAUCCUAUUAAUAUUUGUCAUUAUAAGUUAAUGAUAAAUAUUAGGAGGUUUGUUUACUCUCUGUAUACCAUUUUAACAUAGUUGAAUGUUAUAGGAUUUUACAAUGGUACUGGGAAAGAAGGUUUCUUGAAAAAUGUCAUGAAAUCAUUUUACAUUUACUUGUACUUAGUAUUUUUUUUUUUUUAAAGAGAACUUAUUAUCCCCAGGUUUUCAUAUGGUAUGUUGGAUAUUUUAAAGUAACAUGGUAUGUUAGAGGACUAGCUUAGACAUCUGGAAAGACUCAGUUCAAGUCUUAGCUCUCCCACAAGUUGACCCUGUGACCUUCAGCAAAUCAUCUAACCUCUCAGUUACUCCAGGCAGUUCUCUAAGACCAUAGAUUUCAAAACAGUGACAGAUCUGCUUUGAUAGAAGGUCUUUGCUAGCUGGGAGUUCCCUAAACUGGAAGUGUCAGACUUUGUAACAGUCUACAGUGGACUUAUUUUCCCCUUAUUUCUCCCCCUCCCCCAUCAGAUCAAAAUGUAACUGGGAUAUUUAACAAAUAAAAAUCAAUAAAACAGACUGUUAAUUUGUGGUUUUCUAAGUCAAUAUACAGCCAGCAGAAAUUCUUUUUUAUUAAAGCUAGUGAAAUCCUAGAAUGACAGUUUGGAGUUUUCAAGGGUUAUAGCAAGAGGAUAUUGCUCUACAAACACUAAAAUAAUCUGGAGUUACAUCUAUUAACAUAGUAAUAUAAAAUACUUAAUUCUCGUGCUGGCAGUUGUCAUAGAUCAUUGCUGGCAUUGGGACUUACAAUGAAGAAAACCUAAGUCCCCAAUAUUAAACAUUUCAUAAUUGUUACACUUUUAUUUUUCCUUGUAUAAUUUCUUAGAUCAGUCUUUUUUGUGGGAAAAUCUCAUAUAUACACAUAUACAUACACACACAUAUACAUACACAUAUACAUAUAUAUGCAUAUGUAUAUACAUACACAUUCCAUUUAUAUGAAAGCAUUGAAUUUGUUUCAGAUAACAAAUACAGAUGUUAUUUUUUACUCUGCUAUAUAUUAAAUGCACAAACUGAUAAGAGUAGUCUUUUUGUAAUAGGAUUUUAUGCAUUUAAUUUUUUUCUUUUUACAAAAAUAACAUUCAUUUGUACUACUGUUCUUUUGCCUAACUAUAUCAAUCAUUACUUCACAAUAUAAUCUUGGCUUCAAUUUUCUAGUAGAAUAAAAUUGCUUAAAUCAGAUUAUGAAGAUAUUUCCCAAUUUAAUUGACUUUAAAAAUUUUUAACAUAUAUUUUAUUUCUUUUAGUUUACUUUGGUAUAAAACCUCAAAUUAAAGUACAGUUAAUAAAUGAAAUAGCCCUUUUCAGAUUCCAGGUUAUUGUACAUUUGUGCUGCUAAUCUAAUUUUAAAAUUAAUAAUUCUUAGCAUGCUGACAUGCUGAGGAAAAAUUGCCAUAUUUGAGAGUUCCUCAGGUACUCAUUUUCCUUGUCAGGAAUAGUCUGCCUACUGGUUAAAUAGCAUAUAGAGUAGCCUGUCUGGGACAGUAUCAUUUAGGUGAAAUCUCAUCAGGCUACUUUUUAUCUGCUCCAGAUUUAUAGCAUACUUGUGUUUUGGGAAAACUAAAAUACAAAGUAACACUAACAAAAAGAGAAUGAUAUUCCAUACUUAUGGGAUGGAAAAUAUUUGGUUGUCUUUUAGAAGCUGGGCAAUUUAGUGCUCAAAGAGAAAUUUCUCUCAUUAAUGUAUUCCACUGUGCCUAUGAAUUUUAGGAAUUAUGAUCAUUUUAGAUCUCAAAAUGUUUUAGAUCUGAAAAAAUUGGCCUUAGGAGUUAAUUCUCCCACUUAAAAGUAUUGUAUUACUUUAAGUGAACGGAUAACAAUAGUACUAUUGAUUGUUGACCUCACAGUUUCUGAAUUUCUAAAGUAGUUAUUGUUUACUUGCUGAAAAUGCUGCCAUUGAUAUAUUAGGCUAUCCAUUUUCUCCAAAAAUAAAAUUAACUAGCUGAAUAAAAAUUCAAAAUAUUGUGAAAUGCUGAAUAAUGAUCUGAUGAAAAUGUAGAUAAAAUACUAUUAAUUGUUGAUUGAACUGAAUACCAUUUGCACUGGAAGAACAUGAUGUCAACAUUUAGAUUUUUAUUUUCAAAACAUUUAAGCCUAUCAUACAUUUAAGUAAUUUCCAUUAACAAAAUUUUUACAUAUCAUUAGGCUCCAGUCAUCACUACUGAAAUAAUUUGGUCAUCCCUUUCUAUCUUGAGAGAUGUGUAAUGGGAUGUUGAUUAAUAGAAACUAAAAUCUAGUAAGUCAGGACUAAAAGAAAAAUUAAACCCCUUUAAUAAUUUAGUUAUUUGAACAUGAUCUUGUUUAUUUGAAUAGGAAAAAAUCAUUGUAUGUAACUGUUGGAUUACAAAUUAAAGCCUCAAAAUUAAUUUGAAAUGUAUCAUGUGAAAUAAUUUCAUGACAAAAUAUGAAAAAGUAAAAAAUAAAGUAAUUUUAAAAC